AAGGCAUGCGCUGUCGCAAACAUACAUGUAAGCAUGGCCGACAACGUGGAAAACAAAAUGGAAAAUCUACAAGUUUCUGAUAAGAAAAAGGCAUGCGACUUUUAAUAGAUGUUUAAGGACAAAUUUAAUUCUUUAUGUUUUCAAGACUUGCUUUAGCGCCCCUGCAUAGGCGGCUAGGACGAAAAUUGAUCCGGUCAAUGAGUAGCCGGAAAGGCAAAAAAGACGUAGAGGCUGGUGAUCAAGGGGACAAGUUGAAAGAGCUUAACCCUCCCCCUGAGUUUCAAGCUUCAAGACAGCAAUUAUGGGACAGACUGAAGAAGGAGUACGAUGACUGGGUGGCAGCUCAGGAGAAAAAGCCCAUCAAGAUCACCCUACCUGAUGGCAAGGUAGUAGAGGGCAAGGCCUGGGAAACCACACCGUAUGACGUGGCCCGCGGAAUCAGUCAAGGCCUGGCAGACAAUACUGUGAUAGCGAAAGUCAAUGAGGUAUUAUGGGACCUAGACAGACCUUUUGAGCAGGAUGCUAGUCUGAAACUCUUGAAAUUUGAGGAUAAAGAUGGAGAGUACGUGUUCUGGCACUCGAGCGCUCACAUCCUGGGAGAGGCCAUGGAGUGUCUGUACGGGGGACAUCUGUGUUACGGGCCACCAAUUGAGGAAGGCUUCUACUAUGAUAUGUGGUCGGAAAGGCCAGUUUCAACAAAUGACUAUUCUGUGAUAGAAAGCAAGGUGAAGAAUAUUGUAAAGGAAAAGCAGCCUUUUGAGCGACUUGUCAUGACUAAAGAAAAUCUUCUCAAGAUGUUUGAGUACAACAAGUUCAAGCAGAGGAUUCUCAACGAGAAGGUGGACACCCCAACCACCACAGUCUACAAGUGCGGUCCCCUUAUUGACUUGUGUCUAGGGCCCCAUGUACGUAACACUGGCAGGGUGAAGGCCCUGGCUGUUACCAAGAACUCUGCUACAUACUGGGAAGGCAAGGCAGACGCAGAGUCACUUCAGAGAAUCUAUGGCAUCUCAUUUCCUGACCCUAAACAAAUGAAGGAGUGGAAACACAUCCAAGAGGAGGCUGCCAAGCGGAACCACCGCAAGAUUGGAGUGGAGCAAGAGCUGUUCUUCUUCCAUGAGCUCAGUCCAGGCAGCUGCUUCUUCCUGCCCAAAGGAGCCCAUAUAUACAACACACUCAUCAACUUAAUCAAGUCGGAGUACAGAAAGCGUGGCUUUACCGAGGUUGUGUCCCCCAACAUUUACAACCACCGCCUGUGGGAGACUUCUGGACAUUGGCAACACUACGCUGAAAACAUGUUUCAGUUUGAUGUUGAAAAGGAAAAGUAUGCCCUGAAACCCAUGAACUGUCCGGGUCACUGUCUGAUGUUUGACCACCGUGUAAGGUCCCACAAGGAGUUGCCCCUUCGCUUGGCUGACUUUGGGGUCCUCCAUCGCAACGAGCUAUCUGGAGCGCUUAGCGGACUGACCCGUGUACGCCGCUUCCAGCAGGACGAUGCCCACAUCUUCUGCAUGCCUGAACAGAUAGAGCAGGAGGUGAUGUCAUGUCUGGAUUUCCUGCAACACAUCUACGGGAUCUUCGGCUUCACCUUCGAGCUGAAGCUCUCAACAAGACCCGAGGGAUUCCUGGGAGACCCUGCCCUGUGGGAAACGGCAGAAACUCAACUUGCAACCACCUUAGAUAAAUUUGGAAGGAAGUGGGAAUUGAAUCCAGGAGAUGGAGCCUUUUAUGGGCCAAAGAUUGACAUAACCAUCACAGACGCAUUGAAGCGACCACACCAGUGUGCCACCAUACAGCUUGACUUCCAGCUGCCCAUACGCUUCAAUCUGGGAUAUGUUAGCGCCUCAGGUGAUGGUGAGAGGAAGCGUCCAGUGAUCAUCCAUCGAGCAAUCCUUGGUUCAGUGGAACGCAUGAUGGCAAUCCUCUGUGAAAGCUACGGGGGCAAAUGGCCAUUCUGGUUGUCCCCCAGGCAAUGUAUUGUGGUUCCAGUGGCCCCAGCGUACGAUGAAUAUGCUAACAAGGUGAGACAGCAGAUCUUUGAGGCUGGGUUUGAGUGUGAGGCAGAGCUUGACCCGUCCAACACACUCAACAAGAAAGUGCGCAACUCUCAACUCGCUCAGUUCAACUUUAUCCUCGUUGUGGGUGAGAAGGAAGUGGCGUCUGGCACAGCCAACGUACGUACAAGAGACAACAAGGUGCACGGCGAACAUAGCGUGGAAAAAAUCAUCGAGAGGUUCAACUUCCUUAAGGACAGCAAGAGUGUCAACGCUGAUGAAGACUUUGAAGAGAAAACGCAAUAAAUUGGAUGCUAUGGGCAUGGAAUAUGGGGGACAAUUUAGUGAUGGUUCAGCAAAUACUGUAUGUCAGACUUCAAAUGAAUGUUAAGGAAUGUGAACGAGCUAUUAAGCUGAGUUGUUGUUUAUGUGAUUGAAUAAUGAUUGUCAUGUAAUUCCAAUUUCAAAAGAAUAUUUGUGUGUUUAGUACUUUGCUAUUUAUUAAAUGUGAAUUGUCCAAUCAGCUUUAACACAAUUUAUUUAAUUUAUUAUGGCUCAAAAAAAAGUUUGUUCAAAUAAUAAUUUAUUUGUACAUGUUGUUUCCUGUUAUAUAAAAAACAUAAUGUCACAAUGUUACAGUAAUAGUCACUUGGAAUAAAACUGCUUGUAGUACAUGUUGUUUCUCAUUCUGAUCUUUUCAUGAUUUUGUUGUUGGGUGUCCAACAUUUGCAUAUUUCCUCAUGUAUGAACUUUACAUAACAUCACGGUAAUGGUCACAUUCUGUCUAUUUACACCCAGUUAGUUUAGAAAUGUAAACGCCACUAGUUCUACGAUAUGAUGUCUAGUAAAACUUUCAAAAUAUGA
Molecule: messenger RNA, 2858 nt
Organism: Dreissena polymorpha
Lineage: Eukaryota; Metazoa; Mollusca; Bivalvia; Myida; Dreissenidae
Product: threonine--tRNA ligase 1, cytoplasmic-like
Exons: 20
Coding region: 135-2300 (721 amino acids)
Biological process (GO): threonyl-tRNA aminoacylation
Cellular component (GO): cytoplasm
Molecular function (GO): threonine-tRNA ligase activity; ATP binding
Source: RefSeq, a predicted model, not a curated record